Messenger RNA from Ostertagia ostertagi, 891 nucleotides. Lineage: Eukaryota; Metazoa; Nematoda; Chromadorea; Rhabditida; Trichostrongylidae. The record is from the annotation of a GenBank genome assembly.
AUCGCUCUGUUCACCUCGGAGCUUGUCAAAGGAAACGACGAUCGCGGCAAAAAUAUACGGCGGAACAUCGUGCGGUACUGCGUCGCUUCGCAAUGCCUCGUUUUCCGGGAUAUUCAUUUGGGAGUCAGGAAACGUUUCCCAACACUCGAAACGAUGGUUGCUGCCGGCUUUCUCCAGAAGCAUGAGCUGGAGAAGUUCAAGGAAUGCAAGAGCCGAUAUGCUAAGUACUGGUUGCCGUUCAAUUGGGCUCUCCAUUUGUUGAAUACAGCACUCGAUGAGAAGCGUCUUGAUGGGGAAAUCGCAAGGAACGCCAUCGCACAGGUCGACCUCUACUUCCCAAUUAUGACCUCUAUUGAGCUCAUCUGUUACGUAGGAUGGAUGAAAGUAGCUAUGGAGCUGUUGAAUCCGUUCGGCGAAGACGAUGAAGAUUUUGACUGCAACUUUCUUCUGGAUAGAAACCUUACCAUCUCUUUGGCUGCGGUCGACGACGCAUUCGAUGAUAUCCCAGAAGUCAGCCCAGAUAUGUUUUGGCAGGACACGGUAUCACCGCUUAUAUUCGCAAGAAAUGGCAGGAAAGCACGUCAAUUUCUACGUGGGGAGCUUCCCAGUGAUGUGACGGAGAUCACGAUGGUGCCGCAUCCGCAGAAUGAGAAGUUCGAUCACUACAUUCAGAAACCGUCACGGCGUCGACUGAGACCGUAUCCAGCACUCGAAGCAAAUGGCACGUCAAUACUAAACCAGCUGUUUCGGCGGAAACCGUCUUCGUCCAUCAUUGAGGAGACGGUGAUCGCGAACAAUAACAAGCCUCGGUCAUCGAUUGACAUAGGCUACGGCCCGUGGAGACCCGCUCCUCAAACUGCAGCCGCUUUUACCUGUCGAAAAAGCAUGUGA